CUUCCUCGCCAACAAAACUCUGUGAUACACACCGUGCAGCGCCGAAUCUCUUGCCUCUGCACUGCAUCCGGAUUUCCACAGCAAUUCCACUCCUUCUACCUCUCGUUGUCUCUUUAAUACCACACACACACACACCCCUCUAUCCAAAAUGUUGGAAGCACGGUUGGAACAGGCCAGCAUCCUGAAAAAGGUUGUCGACGCCAUCAAGGACCUCGUCCAGGACUGCAACUUUGACUGCAAUGACUCUGGUAUCGCCCUGCAGGCCAUGGACAACUCGCACGUAGCCCUCGUGUCGAUGAUGCUCAAGGCCGAAGGCUUCUCUCCCUACCGAUGCGACCGCAACAUUGCCCUCGGCGUCAACCUGACGUCUCUGACCAAGGUGCUGCGAGCUGCCCAGGGCGAGGACAUUCUGACGCUCAAGGCCGAGGACGCACCGGAUGUUCUGAACCUGAUGUUUGAGAGCAGCGAGAACGACCGCAUCAGCGAGUACGACCUCAAGCUCAUGGACAUUGACCAGGAGCACCUGGGUAUCCCUGAGACCGAGUAUGCUGCCACCAUUACGAUGCCUGCGGCUGAGUUUCGGAGAAUCUGCACAGAUCUGGCUGCCAUGUCAGAGUCAGUCGGCAUCGAGGCCUCCAAGGAUGGCGUCAAGUUCUCUUGCAACGGUGACAUUGGUAACGGCUCGGUCACUCUGCGAAGCCACACCAACAUUGACAAGCCCGAUUUGAACGUCGACAUUGAGUUGACGGAGCCCGUUUCUCUGACCUUCUCCCUCAAGUACCUGGUCAACUUCUGCAAGGCCGCUGCCUUGUCUAGCCAGGUCAAGAUCUGCCUCUCCAGCGAGGUGCCGCUCUUGGUUGAGUACAACCUCUCCGGUAGCAGCUACCUGCGUUUCUACCUUGCACCAAAGAUUGGUGAUGAGGAGUAAAUUUAUUCCCCCUAAACCCUACGAUUCAGACGCCCAACACAUACAAUCUUCGCAUAUAUCAGGCCGAGCUUUGGAGUAAAAAAACGACUCAAGUCUUCCAUCACGGCUGAUCGACUACCCACCGAUGAUAGGCAGAGAGAGAGAGAGAGAGAAGAAAUGGAUAUCGAGAAUGUUGUUAUAGUUGCACAGGCCUCUUUCUUUGUUUUUCUAAUCAUGAUCUGUGGUAAAGAAGGAAAAGAACAAAAACAAAAAUGAAUGAGCAUAUGCCUAGCUUUAGUCUUACAAGCCGAUAAUUACCUCCCUGAACUACCCAUCUUGACCUUGUCCCGCGCUGGAGAGGUUUACUACCAGCUCGCUUUUCUUUCCGCUACUAUCCCC
Messenger RNA from Trichoderma atroviride IMI 206040, 1306 nucleotides. RefSeq lists its product as uncharacterized. Gene Ontology annotation, biological process: mismatch repair; translesion synthesis; leading strand elongation. Gene Ontology annotation, cellular component: PCNA complex. Gene Ontology annotation, molecular function: DNA binding; DNA polymerase processivity factor activity. Lineage: Eukaryota; Fungi; Ascomycota; Sordariomycetes; Hypocreales; Hypocreaceae. The record is from RefSeq and is a predicted model, not a curated record.